This is a messenger RNA of Microthlaspi erraticum, 1116 nucleotides long. The record is from the annotation of a GenBank genome assembly. NCBI's taxonomy places the organism in Eukaryota, Viridiplantae, Streptophyta, Magnoliopsida, Brassicales, Brassicaceae.
AUGUCUCUCAAGGCAUUCGACGACGAGUCUCUGAAUGAAAACGUGAAGAAUCGUCAGUAUGCAGUGAGAGGCGAGCUCUACUUCCGUGCUUCUGAGCUUCAGAAAGAAGGCAAAAAGAUCAUUCUCACAAAUGUUGGAAACCCUCAUGCUUUAGGUCAAAAGCCUCUCACAUUCCCUCGCCAGAUUCUGGUUCCAGUACCACAGUAUCCACUCUACUCAGCUACAAUAUCUCUGUUAGGUGGCACUCUUGUUCCUUACUAUCUUGAAGAGACUGAAAACUGGGGACUUGAUGUUCACAACCUUCGCCAAUCCCUUGCUCAGGCUCGCUCUCAAGGAAUCACAGUGAGUUAUGUAAAUUCUUCAACUCUUCCUCUCAUUGCAAGAGGCUUCUAUAAGACACAUGGUUUAAUGGCAGGCUCUACUGUGAUGAGAGAUUGGCUCUUCUUGGAGACGAAGUGUAUCAGCAGAACAUAUACCAAGAUAAGCAUCCUUUUAUCAGUUCCAAGAUGGGUUUUGAUGGAUAUGGGAGCACCAAUCAGCAAAGAAUCCCAGCUUGUAUCUUUCCACACCGUUUCUAAAGGAUGUUGGGGUGAAUGUGGACAACGAGGUGGUUACUUUGAGAUGACUAAUAUCCCUCCAAGAGUUUUCUUGGUAAUGCAGACUGUUGAGGAGAUAUACAAGAUUUCAUCUAUAGCUCUUAGUCCCAACGUCCCUGCGCAGAUAUUUGUAAGGGAUAUGGGAGCACCAAUCAGCAAAGAAUCCCAGCUUGUAUCUUUCCACACCGUUUCUAAAGGAUGUUGGGGUGAAUGUGGACAACGAGGUGGUUACUUUGAGAUGACUAAUAUCCCUCCAAGAGUUUUCUUGGUAAUGCAGACUGUUGAGGAGAUAUACAAGAUUUCAUCUAUAGCUCUUAGUCCCAACGUCCCUGCGCAGAUAUUUGUAAGCAAGGGGAUAUUAGAGUCACUGAGAAGAAGAGCAAAGAUCAUGAUUGAUGGAUUCAACAGCUGGAAGAACGCUGCGUGUAACUUCACGGAAGGUGCAAUGUACUCUUUUCCUCUGAUAAAGCUGCCGUCGAAAGCAGUCCAAGCAGCUAAACAAGCCGAAAAAGGUUCCUGA